This is a messenger RNA of Dacryopinax primogenitus, 770 nucleotides long. RefSeq lists its product as uncharacterized. The record is from RefSeq and is a predicted model, not a curated record. The transcript is spliced from 5 exons. Bases 79 to 714 code for a protein of 211 amino acids. Gene Ontology annotation, biological process: protein retention in ER lumen; endoplasmic reticulum to Golgi vesicle-mediated transport; Golgi organization. NCBI's taxonomy places the organism in Eukaryota, Fungi, Basidiomycota, Dacrymycetes, Dacrymycetales, Dacrymycetaceae. Gene Ontology annotation, cellular component: COPII-coated ER to Golgi transport vesicle; endoplasmic reticulum; endoplasmic reticulum-Golgi intermediate compartment.
ACGACACUCGCAGGACACGCAGGACACGCAGGACACACUCUCUACCUUCUCCCUCCUCCCACAAUUUCAAAAUCGGCCAUGUACCGACCUUCAAUUUGUCCCCUAGCGCUCCUAGCGGCGCUAGUGAGGGACGUCAGCGCCAGCGCGCUGACGACGAUGGUGGCACCGCAUGAGAGGAGCUGCUUUUAUGCAGAUGUGGACAGGGCUGGGGAAAAGAUUGGGUUCUACUUCGCCGUCCAGGCAGGCGGCGCGUUCGAUAUCGACUUCUUCAUCCAAGACCCGAACGAAAAGCUCAUCCUCGACGGGCAAGGCGAGCGACAAGGCGACUUUGUACUUACCGCCAACACGAUCGGAGAAUACUCGUUCUGUUUCGAGAACAGCAUGAGCGCGUUUGCGGAAAAACUGCUCGAUAUCGAUAUCAUGGUUGAGAGCGAGCCGAGGAGGGAGCCGCCGGCUAAGCAGCAGCAGAUCUCGGAGCAGACGAGUGCGCUCGAGGAGAGUAUAUAUAAGCUCAAUGGGAUGUUGAGCAAUAUCGAGCGGACGCAGAGAUACUUCCAUACGCGUGAACGACGGUCGUUUGAUACGGUCGAAUCGACCAAGAAGAGGCUCUUAUGGUACGGGUUGCUCGAGACAGUCGCUAUAAUAACGAUGGCCGUGUUCCAAGUCUUCAUCCUGCAAAACUUCUUCAACCGGUCGAGGAGGUACAAGGUCUAGAUCUAGACAGGGAAGGGGGAGUGUAUGAUAUCCUACCUGUCUGAUCAGGCUAAUGA